This is a messenger RNA of Megachile rotundata (alfalfa leafcutting bee), 796 nucleotides long. RefSeq names its product Cytochrome c oxidase subunit 4-like. The record is from RefSeq and is a predicted model, not a curated record. NCBI's taxonomy places the organism in Eukaryota, Metazoa, Arthropoda, Insecta, Hymenoptera, Megachilidae. Gene Ontology annotation, biological process: mitochondrial electron transport, cytochrome c to oxygen. Gene Ontology annotation, cellular component: respiratory chain complex IV.
GUCGGGGUGUAUGAAAGAAGUAAGUUGUUACGUUGUUAGAUAGUUUGUCAGUAAUUAUAUGUGUUAAUUAUUAAUAACAUUACUUUGUCAUGUAACAACGUAUUAUCUUUAAUAAACUAAAAUAUAUUUGAUGUUAAUUUUUAAGUCAUUUCCGUGAAACUGGGUAUUAGAUAACAGCGAAGCAAGAGAAUCAUACACAAUGGCUAACAAAUUAAUUCUCUCACGUUUACAACAAAAUGUGCCAUUUAUGUGUAUUCGUGGAAUGGCCAUACAAGGUGAUGUAUUCCCAGACAAAAUUGGUAAUCGAGAAGUAGUAGGUCAUGGAUAUAAUGGAGAAGCUAGCUACUUAGAUCGAGCUGAUUUUCCUAUGCCUGCUAUCCGUUUCAAACCAAAUACUCCAGAUAUCAUGGCAUUGCGAGAAAAAGAAAAGGGAGAUUGGAAAAAGUUAUCAAUAGAAGAGAAAAAGGCAUUAUAUCGUGCUAGUUAUCGCCAAACAUUCAGUGAAUUCCAAGCUCCAACAGGCGACUGGAAAGGAAAUAUAGCAGUGGCAUUAAUGGGAGUAACAUUGAGCCUUUGGUUAUUCUACUUCUUUAAAGCUUUUGUAUACCCACCAAUGCCAGAUUCAUUUAGUGAAGAAAGCAGACUUGCACAACUGGAGCGUAUGCAAAUACUUGAGGUGAAUCCUAUUACUGGAAUUAGUGCUAAAAAAUAAAAUAAUUUAUAUGUAAAAAUAUAGUAUAAAAUACAAUUUGUUGUACAGUAACAGUUAAUAAAAAUGUUCUGUAUACGCUUAGGA